ACAAAUAAAAGUUAAAUGGCAAAUUCUUUAUAGUUUAUACCAUUUUAUAAUACCAAAAACAAAGAAUUAUAAGUACUUGCAGCACAAACAAAUUAUAUUUUUUUUAAUUAAACUGUUUAUGAUCGAACGCACGAUCACCAGUAUGAAAAUAUUUACCAUUUGGUUUCUGGCUUUAGGCGCAUUUGCCUUUAGAUGGCCUGCCUUAGUUAAAAGUAACACUACCGAUCUUGAAACUCCUAAAGAUUCUGAAGGAAAUACGGAAAUUUCGUUAAACUAUCGUCUGCCUAAUGAAACUUAUCCGGAACACUAUGACAUCACACUCACCACAAAUGUUCAUACAGGCGAAAAAUCCUAUAAAGGUGAAGUUACAAUAUAUUUGGUGGUUGUUAAACCCACCGCUAAGAUCGUUGUACAUGCUCGUCAACUCAAGGAAUUUAAUGUGAAUAUUGCGAGUUUAUCUGCGGAGGAAUGGGAAGAGCUGGAGCCUGAGUAUGAUGAAGAACGUGACUUUUUGAUAUUAAAUCGUAAACGUGAUAUACCAUUUGCUGCUGAUACUAAAUGGAAAUUGAGUUUAACUUACAGUAGUGAAUUGCGUGAGGAUAAAGUUGGUUUCUAUAUGUCUACUUACAAAGAUGCCAAAGGCAAUGAUCAUUACCUUGCCACUACACAAUUCGAAAGUAUUAAUGCCCGUUAUGCCUUCCCCUGUUACGAUGAACCAGCUAAACGUGCCAAUUUUACCAUUACCAUAAAUCACAGUCCCGCCUAUUCAGCCAUUUCAAAUAUGCCAGUCAACAAAGAACUGUCCAGUUCCGGUAAAACGGUGUUUCUAACUACUGCUCGUAUACCCACUUAUAUAGUGAGCUUUAUUGUCUCGGACUUUCAAUACAGCGAAGUUAUUGUAAAUGGCCUACCUCAACGUUUAUAUUCUCGUCCUGGUAGACAGCAGGAGCACGAAUGGGCAUUAGUGUCUGGCAUGUUGGUGCUGAAACGUCUAUCGGAAUAUUUAAAUCUUCCAUUUAUGUUGCCUAAAAUGGACCAUGUUGCUGUACCAGACUUCACCCAAGGUGGCAUGGAAAACUGGGGUUUGGCCACAUAUCGUGAGGAGUAUUUAUUGUACAAUACAAAUACUUCCACUGUCUUUGCCCAAACCGAAAUUGCUAGUCUAUCAGCACAUGAGAUUUCACAUCAAUGGCUGGGUGAUUAUGUCACAGUUAAAUGGUGGUCAUACUUGUGGAUAAAAGAGGGAUUUGCCACAUUAUUAUCAUACAAAGCUUUAGAUGAUAUCUAUCCUGAAUGGUAUAUUUGGCAACAAUUUCAUGUUAGUAUUUAUCAAUUAGCUUUGAGCAAAGACGCUAGCAAUUCGUCUAAAGCCAUGACUGCUUAUGUCCAAAAACCUGAAGAAAUUGCUGCUAUUUACGAUUCAAUUUCCUAUAACAAGGCUGCUAGUGUUUUGCAUAUGUGGAACAAUGCUUUGACAGAAGAAGUUUUCAAACAAGGUCUACACAACUUUUUGACGCUGAACAAGUACAGUGCAGUCGAAGAAAAAGAACUUUUCACAGCCAUUGAAACAUCUAUGAAAGAGAAAAACUACAACAUUUCAGCCAAUUUCAGCUUGAUGAUGGCCAGCUGGACUCAACAGGCUAAUUAUCCCUUGUUAACGGUAAUACGUAACUAUAAGGAGGGUAGCUUUAACAUUAUACAAGAAGCCUUCUACGAUGACAAAAACUUUAAGAACAAUAAAACCUGGUAUAUACCCCUCAACUAUGCUGUUGCUUCAAACCCCGACUUUCGAAAUACUGAGGCUACACACUAUUUGUUGAAUGUAACCGGCAUUGAGAUCAAUGAUACUAAAAUCGAUAAUAAUGAUUGGCUGAUACUCAACAAACGGUCCACUGGUUAUUAUCGCAUCAAUUAUGAUAAUGAAAAUUGGAAUCUCAUCAUAGCGGCUUUGUGCCAAAAUUACUACAAGAUUCAUCCUUUCAAUCGUGCUCAAUUGAUGCAUGAUGCCUACUAUUUAAGUGUUUCAAAUCGUUUGAAUCAUGACAUAUUAUUGAAAAUGUUGACUUAUUUGAAGAAGGAAUAUCAUUAUGCUCCCUGGUACACAGCCAAUGAUAUUAUUAACAAUUUCAAUAUAUAUUUGAGUAGCGAUGCCAACUAUAAUGACCUCAAGUUCUUUUUAGCUGAAAUGGUUGGUCCCAUCUAUGAUAAACUAGGUAUUAACGAUGUGCCCGGUGACCCUCAUUAUCAAAAAUACACCCGCAAUGUGAUCAUUGAUAUUGCUUGUUUGGCGGGCAUUGAAGAUUGUUUAGAGGGUACCAAAAAUAAAUUGAAAGCUUUAGUCAAGUAUAAUAUGACUAUUGAACCCAAUGUACAAGUACCAAUCUAUUGCAAUGCUCUAAAACAGUCCAACGAUGAGGAGUUCAAUUUUGUUUACAACAAACUUAUGGAUUCUAGCGAUUUGGUAUUGCGAGCUCUUUUCAUUUCCUCGUUGGGCUGUUCUCAAAACAAGAAUCAUAUUAAGAAACUCAUUGAGAGCUCCAUUGAUGAGACAAAUAAAUUGAGCCAAGAAGAACGUUAUACUCUACUCAAUGCAGUCUAUUCUCGCGGCGAAAUAGGACUUUUGGCCUGCAUUGAAUUCUUAAAUGAAAACUGGCAGGUUUAUAGUAAUUUAAAGAGUAGUGGUGGCUCUAAUCCCUUGGUGGAUGACAUACGUGACAUGUCUGCUUAUGUGAUCAAUAAGGAACAAGAAGAACAACUUUUAGCUCUGGUGGCUACAGUAAAGAUCAAUAUAAAUAUUACCGCUACUCUGGAAAAGGAUGUAAAUACCAUAAUUAAAGCCAAUUAUGAUUGGCUUGAAAAUAAUCGUAAACCUCUGAUGUCAUGGUUUGCUGAAUAUCGUAGUAUAAAUAGUGCUGGCAGUGCAGGACAUGCGGUCUCUGGUGUGAUGAUGAUUUCUAUAGUGAUGAUGUUUGUUUUAAAUAAUUGAGUUAAAUCAUAAUUUUAAGUUUAUAAAGGAUGCUUUUUAUAGAAGCGGAGAACUUCAAAUUGAAAUAAAAUAGAGAACAAGUUUUUAAUACCCAUCAAAUUGGGUUUAUUAAUUAGAUAAUUUUAUAGCAUUAAGGUUUAAAUAUGAUUUCUGGAAUGUGGAACUUGUGUAACCUGUCGAAACAUCAUUUCAUCCAGAAAAACUGACUGUUUGGUUCGCUAUAUGGGUCAUUGGUCCAUAUGUCUUCAGAAAUAACGGUGAGCGGUAUGGAGACAUGCUUACUAACAUUUUCGUGCCUCAAUUGGAAGGCUUUAUUAUGACAGAUAUGUGGUUUCAGUCAAUCAAUUUACUGAGAGAAACAUUUGCAAAUGAAUAAUUUCGUGACAUGGACCUGUUAACUGGCCACUGCGUUCAUGUGAUUUGACGUCAUUUGAUUUCUUCUCUGCGGGUAUAUAAAGUUCCAGGUCUAAGCAUAUAAACUAGAAACUUGGAAGCAAACAUCCUACGCGUUAUUGCCGAAAUACAACCUGAUUUACUGCGAAGAGUGCGUGAAAAUUCGAUCUUCAGGUUACGCCAUGUACGCGCUACAUUAUUGCCAUAAAAUUAUCUAAUUAAUAAAGACAAUUCGAUGGAUAUUAGAAACAUUUUUCUCUGUUUAAUUAAA
Molecule: messenger RNA, 3650 nt
Organism: Calliphora vicina (urban bluebottle blowfly)
Lineage: Eukaryota; Metazoa; Arthropoda; Insecta; Diptera; Calliphoridae
Product: aminopeptidase N-like
Exons: 5
Coding region: 119-2986 (955 amino acids)
Biological process (GO): proteolysis; peptide catabolic process
Cellular component (GO): cytoplasm
Molecular function (GO): peptide binding; metalloaminopeptidase activity; zinc ion binding
Source: RefSeq, a predicted model, not a curated record